UAUAUAGGCAAGCAUCUGGAAACUACCUUCACUUUGACACCCUAGCUCUCUGUGGCUCAAGGCACUGUCCUCUCAGGACACAGGCUUCUAAGGAGCAAGCCUGACACUAUGGGGAAGGGAGACAGCACGGAGGCAGUACCAAACACCACAUCGUAUCGCUCUGUCCUGGAGGAGUACAAUUACAAGGUGGGCAAGGUCAUUGGCACUGGCUCCUACGGGACCGUGUAUGAGGCUUACCACACAAAGCAGAAGGUCACGGUGGCUAUCAAGAUCAUCUCCAAGAAGAAAGCCUCUGACGACUACCUUAACAAGUUCCUACCCCGUGAGUUACAGGUCAGUAGUGAGGAUGGAGGGGAACUGGACGGCGGCACUAAGCUACUUGAGGUUUCCCAGAAUGGGUAUGGCUAGGCCUGGUUGGAGUCAGUACCUCAAACCAGACCAAACA
Messenger RNA from Fukomys damarensis (Damara mole-rat), 445 nucleotides. RefSeq names its product testis-specific serine/threonine-protein kinase 4-like. The transcript has a single exon. The coding region runs from base 109 to 408 and encodes 99 amino acids. Gene Ontology annotation, molecular function: protein kinase activity; ATP binding. Gene Ontology annotation, biological process: protein phosphorylation. Lineage: Eukaryota; Metazoa; Chordata; Mammalia; Rodentia; Bathyergidae. The record is from RefSeq and is a predicted model, not a curated record.